Molecule: messenger RNA, 12962 nt
Organism: Dermacentor silvarum
Lineage: Eukaryota; Metazoa; Arthropoda; Arachnida; Ixodida; Ixodidae
Product: hemocytin
Exons: 77
Coding region: 157-12951 (4264 amino acids)
Cellular component (GO): extracellular region; extracellular matrix
Molecular function (GO): protein binding; chitin binding
Source: RefSeq, a predicted model, not a curated record
UUGAAGAGAGCCGGCCGACCCCGACCUCACGGCAUUCGAGACCCCCGACUUGGUUCGGGGAGGUUGUCGCUUUCGUAAAAGCAACAGCGGCGACUCGUCAAGUACGUGCCUCUCCGCCGUGGCUUUGAGGGAACGGCGGUCCGAGGCCCUCGAAGCAUGACGGUCGUACGUCGGUCGUCCGUCUGCUUGGCCGUUGUCCUGGUCUGCGGCAUACUGUCGCCCGGAGUCGAGGCCACGUACGGCAUCAAAACGAGAAACUAUGGUUCUGGCGGUGUGAAAAGCCCCAUAAGGGAGAGGAUUGAAAUGUCCCACAACUACGGCACUGGUGGCAUCAAAAGUCCCGUCAUGGAGAGAAUGGAAAUGUCCCGCAACUCGAGCGCAUGGUGUGAUGUUCCGCCAAACCCCAACGCUGCGUCGACAUCUUGCCAAAGGAAGCGGGACAGCAUGCGGUGUACGGCCAACUGCAUGACUGGAUUCCAAUUUCCCGAUGGAAAGCGGCACAUGACACUGAACUGCGAUCUCACGACACGCCAGUGGAAGCCAAUUCAGCGGUUCCCCGACUGCGAAGGAGUCUGUCAGCCAGCUUGUCUCCACGGAGGUCGCUGCUACGGCAACAACCGCUGCGUCUGCUCCAAUCAGUACAGGGGAGACCAUUGCCAGUACCCCAUCAGCCUGUGCGACGGUCACAUGCUGGGUGCGGGAGGAUCAUCGUGGCACUGCAACCACACACACGUGGAGACCCUCUGUCAAGUGUCGUGUCCAGCGGGAUUCGACUUCCAGGCGCCCGGAGCCGCACCGGUGUACCGGUGCAGCCUGCAGGGUGUCUGGGACCCACCCUUCGUUCCACCAUGCGUGCCCGACUAUACAAGUUCUUCCCGGACGAACGUGACAGCGCAUGCAGGCUUCCACCAGGGCCAGCAGACCAUCACCGAGGUUGAUGAACAUAGCGGACAAGAGCAGCAGCAACAGCAGCUGGACCUCGGUGGUCAUGUCAAAGAGGUCACUUCUAAGAAGAACUUGACCAGUGCAUCGCAAACAGACAAGGUUUUCGACCUGCCACCACAAGAGAUUCCCGGAGAAAAUGAGCUUCCGCCGCCGUCCACCGGCGUGUGCAGCACGUGGGGUCGGUUCCAGUUCAAGAGCUUCGACGGCACCAUGUUCCGCUUCGCGGGUGCCUGCAGCUACGUGUUGCUCAAGGACUGCGCCCAGCCAGACCCCUCGGCAAAGUUCGCGCUGGAACUGCAGUACUCCGCGGGCUGUCCCGAUGUGGCCAACUGCACUCGAAUUCUGCACCUUGUCGGUGCGGUAGCCGGAGAGCGUGUGAGCCUGCCCCUGGGCCUGCCACCGCCACAGGACGCUCAACCACUGGUUGACGCGAUUCCUGGCCUGAGCGCGCAGUACGCCGGGAAAUACCUGGUGCUCCAGAGUCCGCAAGGGUACACUGUGUGGAUCGACGAGGAGUCUGUUCAGAUUCGAGUAACGCCCGCCCUACGUGAGACAGCAUGCGGCCUCUGCGGACACUUUGACGGGGAACCAUCCAAUGACCUGAUGGUUCUGGAUGCCAGAAGUGCCCUCACGCCGCGAGAGUUUGGAAUAUCUUGGGUAGUCGAAAGAGAUUGCAUCCACAGUGGCCUUGAGAGGGAAGCCUGCACUAUCCAGUCCAGUGCAGACAAGAACGUCUCCCUGACAGCUUUCGACCGCUGCUCCAUCAUUUUCAACGACAUCUACAGAGAGUGCCACAGGGUGUUGAAGCCGAACCGCUUCUUUGAUUCCUGCCAGCAGGACUGCUGCGACAGACGGUCGCCCUCGGGCUGUGAGUGCGCCACGUUGGACGAAUACUUCCGAGAAUGCCAACGCCUCGGCGUCCAGCUCAAAGAAAGCUGGAGAAGAGACACCGUCUGCCCUCACACCUGUGACGGCGGCAGUGAAUACCGUGAGUGCGGCCCCGCGUGUCGUGCCACGUGUGCUGACCGCGAGCCGGCGUGCGCGCUGAGCCAGUGCGCCUCGGGCUGCCACUGCCCCGAAGGACUGCUUUGGGACAACGGUCGCUGCGUGGAGCCCAGCCAGUGCGCUUGCACCUUUAGGGACCGGAAGUACCAGGCCGGCGAGCAGAUCGACCAGGAUUGCAACACAUGUGUGUGUGACGACGGCCGCUGGCAGUGCACCAAGGCCAUCUGCGACGCGACUUGCUCGGUGCUUCUGGGGAGCAUCUACAGCACCUUCGACGGCGGCCGCUUCCAGGCGCGUGGCCACUGCGGGUUCAUUCUGCUACAGGCCGAGGGCAUCCGGGUAAUCCAGAACAGGCACGUGUGCGCCGGCCUGCCAAAGGACGCCGUCUGCUUGGGAGACAUACACAUACAGGUCGGCGAGAACGUCUUGGUCUCCAUCAACCAGCAGCUGCAGGUCCUCAUCAAUGCCCGAGAGCUGAUGUCUCUUCCCGCCGUGCUCCCGAAUGUGACCAUCCUGAAGCCGACGUCCUUUUUCAUCGAGGUGGAGACCAAAGGUCUGACGCUUCUCACGGACGGCAAGAGCCGCCUCGUCCUGACGGCCACCGAGGGACUGUACACGAAGACCAUGGGCAUGUGCGGCACCUUCAACCACAACAGCCAGGACGACUUCUUGUGCCCCGGGGGAGACGUCGAUUACCAGGUGGAAUCGUUUGCGAAGCAGUGGGCUGACGGCGAGUGCGCCGGCGUUGAAGCAGUGACCACGCAGUGCGACCAGGAUGCCCUGCUCUGGCCCGAGAGCAAGCACAUCUGCAGGCAGCUCUACCAGGGAGCCUUCACUGUGUGCCAUCAUUCGGUGAACCCGGACCCGUACUUCGAGCUCUGCAUCCAGGCUUCGUGUAGCUGCCACUCGGACUCCGGAGACUGCCUAUGUCCGGUGUUCUCGCACUACGCGCACGCAUGCGCUGCUAAGGGUCACGUGAUCGACUGGAGACCUCAGGUGCCCGUCUGUGGCGUGUACUGCGAGCACGGCCAGACCUACCAAAGCUGCGCUCCAGUGUGCGACUCCAGCUGCGCGCUCAUCGGACGCAACACGUCGUGCGGCGGACGCUGCGUAGAAGGAUGCGCCUGCGAACCGGGUUUCAGCCUGGACCGCCGCGGACGCUGCGUGCCCGUCAGCCAGUGCGGCUGUCUGUUCGCCGGACACGAGUACCCUGCAGGAUUCAAGCAGCGGAGGCACGACCAGCACUGUGAGUGCCUGGCAGCCCAGUGGCAGUGCAGACCAGCGAGCGCCGACGAAGUGAUCCUAGUGCCUCCGGCUAGAGAGUGUGGCGCGAACGAAGAGUACACCGAGUGCCGUUCCAACUGCCCUGCCACCUGUGCUUCACUGCAUAGCCCACCGGAAGCUGGAAGCUGCGCCGUCGACGUGUGCCAAGCGGGAUGCCAAUGCCGAAAGGGUUUCGUCCGUGACGGGAGGACUGGAUCCUGCGUUCCACCCACCUCGUGUCCUUGUCAGCACGGACUCCGAAGCUACGCCGACGGAGACAAAAUUGACAUCGAAUGCAAUCAGUGCACCUGCGAGCGUGGCCGCUGGCUGUGCACGCAGCACAAAUGCGCCGGCACGUGCGCCCUGUGGGGCGACUCGCACGUGCGCACCUUCGACGGGGUGUCGUUCGAUUUCCGCGGCACAUGCGACUACGUGCUGGCCAAGGGACGACUCUCCGGCAACGAGAGCGUCAGCGUGGUCGUGCAGAACGUGCCCUGCGGAAGCAAGUCCUCGUGCGCCAAGACCGUCAGUGUCAUCGCUGGUUCGGAGGAGCCCCUGGUGCUGACAGAGGGUCACCCGGUGCCGCCUGUUCGUGAGGAAAGCGGUCUGAGCGUGCGCACCGUCGGCCUGUUCGUGGCCGUCUAUGUGCGCGGCAGCUUGAGCGUCUACUGGGACAAGCACACUCGAGUAUACGUUGUCGCUGGGCCUGCAUGGGCAGGAAAGCUGACCGGCUUGUGCGGUAACUUCAACGGUGACGGCACCGACGAGUUCCGGUCCCCGUCCGGUGGACCCGCCCUUCCCCAGGCCGAAGAGUUCGUGGAUGCAUGGCGUCUGCACAGCUACUGUGCGCCCGCACUGCCCGCGCAGCAUGGAUGUCUGCAGCGCCCCGAGCGGCGAGACUGGGCAGCUUCCCGAUGCGCAGCUCUUAAAGAGCAACCCUUCCGCGAAUGCCACAGCGAGGUUGACGUGCAGCCCUUCUACGACCGUUGCGUGUCGGACACGUGCUCUUGCGACACGGGCGGCGACUGCGAGUGCCUCUGCACCGCCCUGUCCGCGUACGCCCACGAGUGCGCCCAAAGAGGAGUCCGCGUCCUCUGGCGGUCGCAAGAACUCUGCCCGGUUCAGUGCGAGACGUGUGACGAGUACUCGGCGUGCGUAAGCGGCUGCGAGCCUCCCAACUGCGCCCACCCGGCGUCCGAGGUCAACUGCCCGGAGGCGGCGCCCGUGUGCCUGGAAGGCUGCGCUCCGGCGCGGUGCCCGACGGGCGAAGUGCACCGCAACGCCACCGACCACCGGUGCGUGCCGUACGCCGACUGCGAGGCACCGCCAGAGACCGGCUGCAGCGUCGGCGGAGUCCUCUACAAGGAGGGACAGAGGGUCGCCACACCCAACCCGUGCCAGUCAUGCUACUGCAAGAAAGGCCAAAUCGAGUGCAUCGGCCGGCCAUGCCCCCUGGAGUUGAAGACUUGCAACCAGAGUGGCUGGUCCGACUGGUACAGCAUGACAACACCCGAAUUUCAGCGCGGCAACGACUUCGAGAUCCUGCUGGCGCACGCCGACCGCUGCCCGGUGGACAACAUGGCGUACGUCGAGUGCCGUACCAUCAACGGUCACGUGCCGUGGAACGAGACCGGGGAGUCGAUGCUGUGCUCGGUUGCGACCGGGCUGCGCUGCCUCAAGGAAGACCAGUACGACGGGCCAUGCUCCGACUACGAGAUGCGGGUCUACUGCCAGUGCGCCGAGGAAACGACGCCAGCACCUAUCGUACCGACCACUGUGACACUGACCGGGCCUUACUGUGACGCAUGGACUCCGUGGAUCAACCAGGACAGUCCUUCGGACGAUGGCGGUGACAACGAGUUGCUGGCCAACAUUCCGCACUUCUCGGAGAUUUGUCCCGAGCUGACAGCAGUCGAGUGUCUGCCUGUGGACCCGACGCACAGUGCGCACGCAGAGGAAGAAAUUACAAAGUUUGCGGAGCCGUGCAAUAGGAAGGGACUCCUCUGCAUGCCUGGCACCCCUUGCAUCGACUACAAAGUUCGCGCCUAUUGCAAAUGUCCAUCUACGGAAGUCCCCACGACACAGGCGCCUGUAGUCCCCACAACAAUAAGCGUGUGUCCUCCGGGCAGCCGCUGGUCCGAGUGCGGCAUCCGCUGCAACGCCACCUGCGACCACUUCCUGCACGAGCUCCGCUCCGAGGGCUUCUGCGUGGAUGACGACGCUGUUUGCGUGUCCGGGUGCUUCGGCGCGGGCUCCCACUGCGAACCGGGCAGCCUGCACUUCGACCGCGAGAGCUGCGUGCCCGCCCAGCACUGCCCCUGCUCCAUGCCGGGCAGGGAAGCACCGCUCGCCCCGGGAGAUGUCGUGGAGCUGGAUUGCGAGAAGUGCCAGUGUCUGUACAACAAAGUGAGCUGCGUCGGCAUUCCGGGCUGCGGCGCAACCAUCGCACCGGAGGAGCCGACGACGCCAGCUCCCACGACGGUGUGGUCUCCGUCUACCGAAGGUGGCUGCUGGACUCCCUGGUUGAACGACGACCAUCCCGAGGGACCAGGCGACUUUGAGGACCUCCGCACGCUCCAGGCUGAGGGCAAGGCGUGCGUCGAGCCGGCAGCCAUCGAGUGCCGAGUCGCCGGCGAAAAGACACACUGGACGCAGACAGGACAGAAAGUGGAAUGCUCCUUGAAGCAGGGAAUGCGCUGCUGGAACAGCGACAACGGGCCACAUGGCUGCUUGGACUACGAAGUGCGCCUAUACUGCCCAUGUGUGGAAGAGGAAUUGGUUCCAACGACUACAACGAAGGAAGUGACAACGCCAGAGUGUCGCCAGGGUUGGAGCUCAUGGAUAAAUAGCCACCCUCUGGACAACCUGGGAGACCAGGAAAGCCUGCAGUCGGUUUUUGAGGCCGGUCUGCUGGAGUGUCCGAGGCCGACAUCGAUAGAGUGCAGGGAGGCUGGAACUCAGGUACCCUGGAAUCAGCUAGGCAUGAUUGGUGUGCGGUGCGACCUGUCGUCCGGACUACUCUGCCGAAGCAGCAGCCAGCCGAAAGGGAGGAGCUGUGUCGACUUCGAGGUGCGGUUCUACUGCGACUGCGGCGAGCCGACUGUCCUACCCCCGCGCGUCACCCCGACCACGACGCUCGCCCCGACUACAGUCGCUGUCGUCACGACACAGCGUCCCUGCGCCUACUGGUCCGACUGGUUUGACACGAGCCGACCGGGCGUCGAAGGUAACGAUGGUGACCGCGAGCCGGGAGUUCACGGUCACCCGCAAUUGCAGGGAUUCUGCGAGCACGGCUACGUGGUCGCGGCCAGUUGCCGGAACGACAAGGACACCGACUUCAGCGAGACGGGCCAGCUGGGUCUGACGUGCACUCCGGAGGACGGCUUCACCUGCAGCGACGCGGAUCAGCCUGCCGGACGUGGAUGCGACAACUACAAGAUUCGAUUCUACUGCUCCUGCGAGGGCCCGGUGACCACGGAGAUCGUCGUCAUUCCAACAAAACCACCGACACCGCACCCUUCCUGUAGUUCAUUCAUUCGGAUCAUUGAUGGUCCCGAACCACUGAGAGACUCGAACCUGAAGGCCAGCAGCAGCCAACACCCGGAGAGUGGACCACAGGCGGCGCGCCUUCGCAGCCUCGGAUCAUGGGUACCAAAUCCUGGCAGCAGCAAAGAGUUCAUCGAAGUGGACAUUGGAAAGGUGACGAAGGUGUACGGAAUCGAGACUGCCGGAGAUCCGGCGCUUGGAGCUUGGGUGACGUCGUUCAGCGUGCUCUACAGUCAGGAUGCCAUCGCCUACAGUCAGAUAUCUAAUCCGGACGGAUCACCCAAGGUGCUCGGCGCAAACCACGACGCCAGCUCUGUUCACAAGCAGUAUUUCGAGGAACCGUUCGAGGCCCGGUUUGUGCGCAUUCAGCCUCUCAGUUGGGAAAACCAGGUGGCACUCAAGCUCGACCUCCUCGUCUGUGCCAUCGAGACUUUUACUGUCAAACCAACCUGGACACCGGGGGCACAUGUCAUCUGCCAGGAGCCAAUGGGACUGGAGAACGGGUUGCUGGACGAACAGGCGCUGCAUGCUUCGUCCGAGCGUGACGAAGAGCACGAGGCCAACCAGGGAAGGCUGGGCGGUCACAGCUGGGUCGCCGGUGUCGCCGACAAGCAUCAAUAUCUGCAGGUGGACUUUGGUGAACCCCGCGAACUAACCGCAGUGGUGACCAAGGGUCGGGAGGAAGCAGCACAGUGGGUCACUUCGUACACGGUGCAUCACAGCAACAAUGCGCACAGAUGGAGCACGAUCAAGGACACCAACGGUCAAGAUGUGGUGUUCACGGGCAACUUCGACGCCAACACUGCAGUGACGAGGGUGUUCCCGAGGCACGUUAGUGCUCGCUAUUUGAGGAUUGUGCCCGUCACCUGGAAGAACUGGAUUGCGCUCCAGCUCGAAGUACUCGGAUGCGAGCCAGCGCCUAGGCCUACAGUGACUACUCCAAUACCAACCACAACGGUUGGUAUUGUAGUGGAGUUGGAGUUCCACUGCCCGGAACCAAACGGCCUGUUCCCGGACGCACAGGACUGCCGCCGCUUCUACCACUGCUCGAACGACCAGCCGCACCACAAGUGGUGCCCAGGAAAGCUCCACUUCAAUCCGAAGCUACUCGUGUGCGACUGGCCUCACAACGCCGGAUGUGAAGAAGGUGAAGAGCUGAGGAUACUGACCCUACCACCGACCGAGGAGCCAUGCGUGGCGUACGGCCCGUGGGUGAGCACGAGCGAGCCGACGCCGGAGACCGGCGGUGACGUGGAGGACGUGGCCAGGGUGGUGGCCGAGUCCGGAUUCUGCCUGUACCCGGUGGGUAUCGAGUGCCGCGAGUACGCCACUGACGCCGACUACAGCAAGACGGGGCAAGUGGUCAGCUGCGACGUGGAGCGCGGACUGCGCUGCGUCGACAGCGACCAGGCCGACGGCCGGACUUGCCUCAACUACAAAGUGCGCGUCAAGUGCUGGACUUGCGCGCCUCCGACGACGACGGAACUGCCGACCGUCCCACCGCCCGUUCCGUGUCCGGAGGUGGAGAUAACCGAUAACGCCACUUUCUGCCCGCAAGGAUGCCCCCACGGAUUUGCGUGUGACGCAGACCAGUGCGUGCACGUGGCGGACUGCCCCUGUGUACGCGACGGCAAGAGGUUCCCGGUGGGUGGCAUGCUGGAAACGAGGACUUGUCACGAGUGUCAGUGCCAUCUCGGCGGACGGUCCAGCUGUCUUCCUAAGACUUGCCCGCCUUGCCCCAAGGGACGACCUCAGACGGUGAAUGCCGACUGCUCCUGCGAAUGUGGAACUUGUCCUGACGGCCAUCGACUCUGUCCGACCUCUGGAGAGUGCAUUGCGGAUGAGCUCUGGUGCGACGGAGUCGUCAACUGCCCCGACGACGAGACGGACUGCGAACGUACCACGACUGUGGUUCCGUGUCCUCCGCUCGUGAAGAAGUUCUGCGCCAAGGGUGAAACCUUGGUUCUUGUGAAGGAUGAGCUCGGCUGCGAGCAGUAUGCAUGCGAGUCCGGAGUCCCGCCUCCUGCAAUUGCUCCACCCCCGAUCGUCGAGUCCGAGUGCGAGCUGGUCGGCCAUCACUUCAAGACGUUCGACGGUCGCGAGUUUGACUACAGCUACUGCAACCACGUGCUCGUCCGUGACGGUGCUGCCGGAAACAUCAGCAUCUCGGUGCAGAGAAACUGCGUGCUGGAGGACGAGGCCACCUGCCCCAAGCGAGUGACGAUCCAGCAGCUGGGUCACCGUAUCGUGCUGGGCACCGACUUGUCGGUCCGCGUGGACGACUUCGAGUACACGGCGAAGCAGCUGCCUCUGCUGGCGGAGCGCAUUCCGGAGUUCGAGAUCAUGAACAUCGGCGAACAGCUCUACUUCCGCUCUCGAGUCUACAGCAUCGAACUCAAGCUCGACGUUCGCGGCCGAGUUGGCGUGAAGGUGAACACCUCGUUAAACGGUACCCUGGCUGGCCUCUGUGGAUUUUUCAACGGCGAACCGUCCGACGACUUCGUGACUCCGUCUGGAAGCCAAGUGGCUAGUGUCGAGGAAUUCGGCGACAGCUGGCCAACGCCUGGUGCGGGAGAGGAGUGUCGUCCCCUGGAAUGUCCGAAAGAGAUGCUGAUAGCAGCAGCAGCCAUCUGCAACAAGCUUAGGGAGGAGCCCCUGUCCGCGUGUCCCGGGCUGCACACGCAGCUGUCCAACUGCCUCAGUGCCACGUGCGAGUGUCUGCAACGCGGAAACGCCACCAGCGAGUCCGAGUGUGCCUGCGAGGCCUACCUCGACGCGGUCACCCACUGCGACAUCGAGAACCGCGACGAGAAGCUGCAGGGAUGGAGGCUACGACACGGAUGCGUACCGGACUGUCCACCAGAGAUGCAGUGGCUGGACUGCGGACCCGAGUGCCAGCUGACAUGCCAGAAUUUCUUGAACGGCGAAGUCGGCUGCGCCAGUAGGCAGUCCUGCAACCCCGGAUGCUUCUGCCCGCCCGGAACUGUACUGGACGGCGACAUUUGCAAGAACCCCGACGAUUGCGCUGACAAGGUGUGCACGGGAUAUGGCGACCCGACCAUCGAGACCUUCGACGGAUGGAAGUUCCAUCUGCAGUCCAGCGGGCACUUCGACUUAGUCUCGGAUUCCGAGGGACGGUUCACUGUGGACGGCGUGACCGGAAAGUGCGACGAGCGACUAACCUGCAUCAUUGGCCUCAACGUGGAGCACAAGAAUCACGUGGCCCGCAUCCGAAGGCGCAAGCCGGCGGUAAUCGACGGCAACGAGUACGAAGCGAAGGACCUGCCGUGGAAGGGCGACGGUCUCACCGUGUUCGCGAUGCCCGGACAGGUGACCGUGGUGCUCUUCCGAGAGCUGGGCGUUCAGGUGCGAUACAACGAGAUCAGCGCUGCUUUCUCCAUCCACGUGCCUUCCAAGAACUUCUUCAACAGGACCGAGGGUCUCUGCGGUAACUGCAACGGCCAGCCAGACGACGACAAGAAGAAGAAGGACGGCACCCUCUCGGAUGACUUGGUCGAUUUCAUCUGCAGCUGGGAAACGCAGCUUUCGCCCGAGGAAUGCGUCAUGAAUUUCACUGGCAUCGAGCCAACCGCACCCCCUCCACCGGGCGCCUGCUCGGAGAUGCUGGACCGGUCCGUUUUCGGCGAAUGCCCCAACCUGGUGGACGUGUCCAAGUACCUGGACCAGUGCCGCCAUGACACCGCCUUGAGCGUCAUGGAGAACGCGGCGACGUGCGCCUCGCUCGUCGAAUACGCGCACGCCUGCUGUCGCGCCGGCGUGCACGUCGAUGACGCCUACAUACAGCGAUUCUGCAAUAUAACGUGUCCCGGAGACACGGCGUACAUGAGCUGCCACGACGGCUGCCCACAGACCUGUGACGCCGAGAACCGUGCUGAAAAUAGCGGAAAAGGUGUGCCGGCCGCUAAGGGCCACUACCACAUGGCCGACUGCAAGAAGUUGCUCGUCGAUGGAUGCUUCUGUCCAGAGGGAUCGGUCUUUCUGGACGGCAUCUGCCGACCUCGAGAAGUCUGCGACCUCUGUGACGAGGAAGGACACAAGGUGGGUGACGAGUGGCAGCGUGACAAGUGCACCCACUGCACGUGCAAGAAGGGCGGCCGCGCCGACUGCCAGCACGAAGUGUGCCCGGCGGACCCUGUGUGCCGCGAAGACCAGAAGCUGGUGCGCUUGAACGACAAGGACCGCUGCUGCGAUGAGAAAUACUGCCAGGACGUCGUGGAAAAGUGUCCAGAACUAAGCCUCCCUAAGUGCAGCAAGGGCGACGUGGCCAAGACCAGGACGGACGAAGCGGGCUGCCCCGUGUACUUCUGCGAAUGCGACCCGGCACUCUGCCCUGCCGUGGUCUGGCCCACCGACCUGGAGAUUGGACAGGAGGUGGUCAUGACGCCCCAAGGCUGCUGCGCUACCCUCGAAGCCGUGUGCUACCCGGAGAAGUGCCCGCCCGAGCCUUCUUGCCCACCCGGCACCCAGCUUGUCGCCACGCCCGGGGCAUGCUGCAACAACUACAAGUGCAAAGCCCCCGAAGGAGUGUGCCUGUACACGCACCAAUACGAAGUCAACGACGAAGGCAGAGAAGUCCCCGUCGAAGUGUACCGCCAGAACGUCUCUUUCUACCAGGCUAACAGUGAAUGGAAGGACGGUCUCUGCCGAAACUGCUCGUGCGAUGGUUCCGGAUCUCAGUUCAUGGCGCGAUGCACGCACGAGACCUGCUACGAGAGCGCCGAGCUGCCCGAUGACAAGGACUACUACUUGACUGUGGUAGACGUGCCGCUGCGCUGCUGUCCCACAAUUGUUCGGCUUUUCUGCAAGGACGACUACGGCAACAUACGCGAGCCCGGCGACGUGUGGCAGUCUCGGGAGGACCCGUGCCAGUCGCACGUAUGCGAGAGAACCGCCGCGGGAGAAGUUCACAAGGUUCUUCGCUCCAUCGUCUGCCCCAAGUGUCCAGAGAAUUCGCAGGAAAUUGCCCCGGCUCCGGGCGAGUGCUGUCCCCGCUGCCAGGUUGUGGCAUGCGACGAGGCCGGCACGCUACACCCGGUGGGCACUCGCUGGAACUCGACCACCUAUCCGUGCUACGUCGCUUCGUGCGAGCAGCAGGGCGACAGCGUACGCACUGUCUACAACAGCCCUUCCUGCUCUCCUGUGCCCAAACGGUGCCCCAAGGACAUGGUCGUUUGGGAUGAAAACCACUGCUGCCAAAAAUGCAACAUUACCACAGUGUCCGAGGAAGUCUGCUCGCCUGCACCGAUUACUGCUGAGCAAACUCUCAGGAAGUUCUCGUACCGUCAUCAAAAGUGGGGACUUUGCUUCAACACAGAGCCAGUUCAAGGAGCGAUGGAGUGCGCCGGAAACUGCGAGUCACAUGCUUAUUUUGCGACCGGUAAUGCAGACGAGCUUCAGUCUGACUGCAAGUGCUGCAAGCCUUCCAGCUGGAGUACAGUGAAGAUUGAACUCAGAUGUCAGAACGGGAGAAAGCUGGCGGGUACGUUCAACCAGCCUGUUGCGUGCUCCUGUACGCCGUGCGUGCCAUAUACAAGAGAGCGAGAAGAUCUCUCCGGCAAUCGUGGUUUUGUCGGUAUCAAGGUUCCCUUAACGAACACCAGUAUAUAUAAGACAAUGCAAGGGGAUCAGCCACCUCCACUCGAGAAGGCGAAAGAACCAAAAAUUGAAGUUGAAGUGAAGCCAAAUAAACCCGAAAUUAAUGUUCCUAUUGCUCAAAAGCCAUUCAGACCAGAAGAAGAAGAAGAAAACCCAAUAAAAUUUGAGCCAAUCAGCCAAGUUGCGCAAGAGCCCUACAGACCGGAAGACAUACCAGAACCAAGCCCUCCAAAUGCGGCAGAACCGAUUGUUCAAGAGCCUUUCAGGCCUGAAGAUGUCACAGAACCACCAAAGAGACUUGAGCCGAUCAGCCAAGUUGGUCAAAAGCCGUACAUACCUGAAGCUGAACCAGAGCUGAAUCCACAGAACCCUGGAGGUCCUAUCGCUCAAGAGCCAUUAGGACCAGAUUACGUGACAGAACUGCAAAAUAGGCCUGAGUCCACUAGCCAAAUACAACAAGAACCAUAUACAGCAGAGCACAUCCCGCAAUCAACACCAGCGAAUCCACUAGGACCAAUCAACAAGAACCAUAUACAGCAGAGCACAUCCCGCAAUCAACACCAGCGAAUCCACUAGGACCAAUCGCA